Molecule: messenger RNA, 936 nt
Organism: Tachyglossus aculeatus (Australian echidna)
Lineage: Eukaryota; Metazoa; Chordata; Mammalia; Monotremata; Tachyglossidae
Product: olfactory receptor 52N4-like
Exons: 1
Coding region: 1-936 (311 amino acids)
Biological process (GO): G protein-coupled receptor signaling pathway
Cellular component (GO): membrane
Molecular function (GO): G protein-coupled receptor activity; olfactory receptor activity
Source: RefSeq, a predicted model, not a curated record
AUGUUAUUUCCCAACAGCUCCAGCUUAGCCCCAACCCCAUUCAGCCUGAAUGGCUUCCCAAGUCUGAAGGCCCUAUACUUCUGGCUCUUCCUCCCUUUCUGCUCCAUGUAUGUCAUCACUGUGGUGGGGAACUGUGGACUUUUGUACCUCUUCUGUUGUGAGGAAGCACUGCACCAGCCCAUGUACUACUUUCUGGCCAUGCUGUCAUCCACAGACCUGUUCACAUGCAGCAGCACAGUGCCCAGAAUGCUCCUUCUCUUCUGGCUUGAUUUUAAGGAGAUCAGCUUUAGCAUCUGUCUCGUCCAGAUGUUUUUUGUCCACACCUUCACAGGGAUGGAAUCUGGGGUCCUCAUGAUCAUGGCCCUGGAUCGCUAUGUGGCCAUCUGCUACCCUCUGAGAUACUCCACCAUCUUAACCAACCCCAUUAUUGUCAGGGUUGGGCUGACCACUUUCCUCAGGGGGGCUGUACUGGUCAUUCCCUUCACUUUUCUGACCAAGAGACUGCCGUUCUGCCAAGGCCACGUCAUCCCUCAUACCUACUGUGACCACAUGCCUAUAGCCAAGGUAGUAACAUCAAGGUCAAUGCUGUCUAUGGUUGCCAUUCUUAUUGGGGGAUUUGACAUCCUCUGUAUAUCUGCAUCCUACACCGUGAUCCUUAGGGCUGUGGUGAGCUGGUCUUCAGCAGAGGCACAGCACAAAGCCUUCAGCACCUGCACUGCUCACAUUACUGCCAUCAUUAUCACCUAUGUCCCAGCCUUCUUCUCCUUCUUCACCCACUGCUUUGGGGAGGACACCAUCUCCCACCACAUACACAUCAUCAUUGCCAACUUGUACCUAUUGCUGCCCCCGAUGAUGAACCCUGUUGUGUACAGGGUGAAGACCAAGCAGAUCUGGGAAGUUGUGGUCAGGCUGUUGGGUGGGAAAAGGGUGCACUGA